This is a messenger RNA of Juglans regia (Persian walnut), 1910 nucleotides long. RefSeq lists its product as uncharacterized. The record is from RefSeq and is a predicted model, not a curated record. Bases 586 to 1707 code for a protein of 373 amino acids. The transcript is spliced from 3 exons. Lineage: Eukaryota; Viridiplantae; Streptophyta; Magnoliopsida; Fagales; Juglandaceae.
AAUUCUUUGUUUGGAUUUUGCAGAUUUUGAUUCUGAUGUUCUUGUGUUGAUCAGCAGGAACCCUUGUGUAUUGAUCAGAAAACCGGAUCUUGGACCUCCCCCAAUCACGUUGUCUGAAGAAGAUCCAAAUUAAACAAAGCAUCAAAUUAUUAAAGCCAUGUGCACUGUGCUGUGCAUUCUACAAAUUCAAUGUCAUUUUGACAAAGAGACAUAUUUUUGCAUUCAUUACUUACGAGUUAAACUAAGGUCGAAGAUAUAUUUUUGUCGCAAUAAGAUUGACAAAGAGACAUAAAUGAGAGUAGCACGUAUUUUUUAGAUGGACAAAGCUGCCCUCCAGCCGACAGCUCGCCUAAAUUUCCAUGUGGUCUUGUAUUACAAUAACUAGUCCUCAACCUUCCCCAGAAAAGGCAGAAAUGAUGAAUUCCCUCCACCUCUAAAAGGAUAGUUCCAGUGGCAUCCAUGUGGUUUCUCUCCAAAUUCAGGGGCUUUAGCAUGGAAUGUGACCCAUAAAACCCCAUCCUCAUCUCCCUCUUCUGAUAUCGACACAAAUCUCUCUCUCUCUCUCUCUCUCUCUCUCUCUCUACCAUGAGGCACAGGCUCAGCGUGCUGUUAGUGUUACUUUGUGCCACCUUGCACACUGUCUCUUCCGUCAUUGACGGUUUAUUGCCAAAUGGCAACUUCGAAUAUGGGCCAAGGGCAUCACAUCUGAAAGGCACUUUAGUGACGAGCCACCGUGGCAUUCCCUUUUGGGAAAUAUCAGGCAACGUGGAGUACAUAAAAUCAGGGCAGAAACAAGGUGACAUGUUGCUAAUAGUCCCCGAGGGUGACUAUGCUGUGAGGCUCGGCAAUGAGGCUUCCAUUAAGCAAAGUGUGAGAGUGAUUAAAGGCAUGUUUUACUCUUUGACAUUCAACGCAGCUCGAACGUGCGCGCAGGAGGAGCGCCUCAACGUCUCCGUGAAUCCCACCAUCGAGAAAAACGACUGGGGAAUGUUGCCGAUGCAGACCAUGUACAGUAGCAACGGCUGGGAUUCCUAUGCAUGGGGUUUCCAAGCGGACAACCCGCAAGUGGAGAUUGCGAUCCACAACCCGGGUGUAGAGGAGGAUCCGGCUUGUGGCCCACUUAUCGAUUCGGUUGCAUUAAAGCUUCUCUACCCUUCUAAACGUACCAAAGCGAACCUACUGAAAAAUGGAAAUUUUGAAGAGGGCCCAUACGUGUUUCCCAAAACAUCAUCGGGGGUCUUAAUCCCACCCAACAUAGAGGACGAUCAUAGCCCUUUACCGGGCUGGAUAAUUGAGUCCCUCAAGGCUGUCAAGUACAUAGAUUCAGAUCACUUUGCCGUUCCUGAGGGAAAGAGAGCGGUUGAACUCGUGGCCGGAAAAGAAAGCGCCCUUGCACAAGUGGUGUACACAAAGCCUGGAAAAGUUUACGUCCUGACAUUUGCUGUGGGUGAUGCUAGCAAUUCAUGCGAAGGUCCCAUGGAGGUAGAGGCAUUUGCGGGGAAGGAAACUGUCAAGGUUUCGUAUGAAUCUAAGGGCAAAGGAGGGCUCAAGCGCGGCACGCUUAGAUUCACGGCCGUGUCGACACGCACACGCAUCGUGUUCUUGAGCUCUUUUUACACCAUGAAAAAUGACAAUUCAGGCUCUUUAUGUGGACCAGUACUAGAUGAUGUGAAGUUGCUUAGUGUUCGGCAGCCACGAAGUGCUUGAUCGCAUUGCAUGCUUUUUAUGCAAAAGGCAUUAAUUUGUGCUUGAGAUCGAUGAUCCAUUUAUCUUAUUAUACACCAUAGAUUUCCGUAGGAGAAAGGAAGAGGCCGGUUGGAUGUGGAUUUUGGAAUGACGUUCCGUUUGUGUACUAAAUAUCAUUCUCUAUCAUCAAGUAAAUAAGGUUCUUGGAUUAGAAGAUUUGGUAA